AUGGAAGAGAAAGAAGAUGUAGAGUUUUGUGUCGAAGUGGGUACCCGAGUGUUGGUUCGUGGUAAAUAUGCAGGGGUAAUUCGUUACGUGCCUGAACGUCGUACUGCUUUAGUUGGAGUAGAACUUACCCGAGCACGAGGAGACAACAAUGGUGUUACAGAAACUGGCCAACGUCUUUUUGAUUGCAAACCAUUGCAUGGCAUCUUCGUUCGUGAAGAGCAACUUAGUGCUUUUUCUGAAAAAGAUCAAGCAGCUUGUGUGUUGCAAAGUGUCUGGCGACGGUACAGUGCUUCACAGAAGUUUCGUCAUCUUGUGUUGUCACAUGCGUGGAAUUUACUAGACAAUACUCAAGAGCAACUGAACUUGAAACGUUCCGAGCAAUUCAAGUCAGCGCAACACACUCUUGCUCAACUGACCAAAACACAGUCAAUAUCACGUACAGUCUCAGAUACGGACAUAUCUGAGAUUCAGAUUGAACUUGAGUACACAGGACCUCAUUUAGUCUGGCCAUUGGAAUUAUCAAAUGUAUUGAAUCUAUUGGAUUCAUUUAAAACGACACACAUUUUACAUUACAAAUAUGUAUUGGAAAUACUCCAAGAAGGUGUAAAAUCUUUUACACCAUUACCAACGUUACAAGAAAUAUCACUUGUAAAAGGUGAAACACUCACGAUAGUUGGUGAUCUUCAUGGUCAAUUACAAGAUCUUUUUACGAUUUUUUCCAUGAAUGGGGUACCUACCUGUACAAACAAAUAUCUAUUUAAUGGAGAUUUUGUCGAUCGUGGUAUAUACGGUACAGAAGUUGUUGUGACAAUUUUACUCUUUCGUCUACUGUACCCGACUAGUGUAUUUCUUAAUCGUGGUAAUCAUGAAUCCCGUAAUCAAAACACAUGGAUGGGGUUUGAGGAAGAAAUAUGGAUGAAAUACUCUCCUAAUAAUAAUGAUGACGACAACAAGAACAACAACAACUUUGAACGUCCUGUGGUUCUAUUUGAGUCUUUUCAAGCACUUUUUGAGUCACUUCCACUAUGUGCUAUUGUCCAAGAAAAAAUCUUUGUUGUACAUGGUGGAUUAUUUUCACACGAUAAUGUCACAUUAGCUCAUUUACGUGGUAUAUCACGUAAACGUGAACCUCCACUUCAUUGUGUGAAUUUAGAGGAUAAAAUCUUUGAAGAUCUGUUAUGGAGUGAUCCACGUCCGAUUGGAUCACGUCAACCGUCUGAACGUGGGGCUGGAAUUGAAUUUGGAAUUCAAGUGACAAAUAAUUUUUGUUUAGUCAACAAAAUUGCAUUGAUUAUUCGUUCCCACGAGUGCGUAAUCGAAGGUUAUGAGAUUCUUCAUGGUGGUCGAUUGAUCACGUUAUUCUCAGCAUCAAGAUAUUGUGGGACGCAAAUGAAUAAAGGUGCUUUUUUGACCUUAGGACCGGACUUGCAACCAGAAAUUCAACAGUUUUAUGCUCAUACGAUCAAUAAAACGACUUUGAAAGCACCAAAACAGGCACAGAUGCAAGAUGUAUUAGAAGAAGAUACACUACGAAUGAUUGCGGAGCGCAUUUGUGAUCAUAAAGUAUCAUUGUAUUGGUAUUUUACACAACAUGAUGAGGAACAUCAUGGAACGAUUCCUCGAUUAAUUUGGGCUGAAGCUCUUCGGUCUGUUUUGCAAUUGGAUUUACCAUUUUUAACCUAUCAAUCGAAACUUGCAGAACUAGUCGAUGAAACAUCAGGACGGAUUAAUUAUUCUCAGUUUCUCGCUCGUUAUCGUAUUGAAAAUAAUGCCAUGGACAAUAGCGGAUGGCAAGAAAGUAUUAUUGCACUUAUUUGCAAGAAAUUGUAUCGUGCAAUGGGCGCUGGCGAUGUACAACAAGCUUUUAAGGUAUUUGAUACCGAUUCAAACGGUUUUAUUGAGUACGAAGAAUUUGUUACGACACUUAAGCAAAUGGAUACGGGAUUAGCUGAUCAACAGGUAUUUGAGCUCAUGCGUACCGCUGAUACGAACGACGAUGGACGUAUUGACUUUCAUGAGUUUGCUCAACGAUUUGAGGUUAUUUUCACUGAUCAAGGUAAAAGUCGUGAUGAAGGUAAUGUGUCUAUCUCGGUGGUGGAGCCACGUCCGACCUCCAAGACUGUAGAUAUGGAAAUUGUGACCGAAAGCGAGAGGACCGUGACAGAGCCUCUCUUGGCGUGCAAGGUAUCAUUGGGAGAUGAAAAGUCAACGCUGACGCCAGAGCCUGCAAGAAAUCUUGACGUCGAGACCAUGCAGGCGCUAUUGCAGGUUGGCAAGGCGCUGUUCUCCCGUCCGGGGUCGCUGCAGUAUCAUUUUUACCACUUUGACAAAAACCAGGAUGGUGUUCUGUCCCGUAGUGAGUUUGAAGAUGCCCUUGAACAUUUAGGUUUUAACUUUGAACCGAGUCUGAUGGAUCGGUUGACGGCUGCCGUGGACAGAGAUGGGGGUAACUCGAUUGAUUACAAGGAGUUUGUGACGGCGUUCAGUGUGCAGGACCUGAAGGAGCAAGCAGCACUUGAGUCUGGCGAACUUACGUGGCAGAACUCGGUGUUGCAACAAGUCUCCAACGUGUUUUAUCAGCACCGUAUCCACAUCCGUAAUGCCUUUCGCAUGUUUGAUGCAUCGAAUAGUGGAGUCAUCAGUCGCGACAAUUUUCGUACAGGUAUUCAGGCUUUUAACGUGGUACUCAACUCUCCGCUCUCGGACGACCAGAUUGAGGAGCUGCUGUCCUAUCUUGACAGCAACAACGACGGCGUGAUUAGUUACAAGGAGUUCUUUGAUGGCUUUCGUGUGGUGAACGUACGCGUUGCUGAGGACAAGUCUGUCGGGAACAGGUUGACGGAGGAAUGUACAACGGAAGGUUGA
Messenger RNA from Peronospora belbahrii, 2865 nucleotides. The record is from the annotation of a GenBank genome assembly. NCBI's taxonomy places the organism in Eukaryota, Oomycota, Peronosporomycetes, Peronosporales, Peronosporaceae.